CGCUUUCCGGCACCGGCGGUCGACGGAGCUCGUACAUGAGAGGUCGCCGUUGUACUUAUUCCGCGGGUGACAGAAACGCUAAACGAGUUUUGCAGGGUACCAGCCAGUAAUGAAGAACGCGACACUAAACGUGUCCAAUGUGUUGAGUAUCUGAACUAUUCUGUGCCACACAAACUGGUUUCUUCUACCUCUCCUCUCCCAUCUUCAGUAAAUUAUGCUCUCAGAGACACCCAUCCACUCUGCAAGGGUUCGAAAUGGCAUUUGCAGAUGGUUCCCACUUCACAUUGUUAUGAAAGUUGAGACAAGCAUUUAUGACUCCCACUUUAUCCCAGUACUAAAUUGGUGACAUCCCACAUGCUCUGUCUCGGACUAGCGUAAGGCUGAAUGCUCAAUGCCACAGCCAUUCCACAGGCUUCUCCACAGUCCAUUGUCCGUAGGAAUGUGGAAGGUCGAAGGAGAGAUGAGAAGCGUUCCUUCUGCUUUUGCUCUCUCAAUUAGUGUGAUGGCCAUCAUUCCUCUUGAUGAUUAAACCUCGGCGUGGAAACAGAACCUCUGUUGAACCAAUCAGAGAAGUCACCGAACAAUUUAAAGAUCAUGAUCAAUAUAAAAAGGUUAUCAGCAACUAUCCCUUUCGGCGCAUGAUCUUAAAUAAACCCACACGUAUGCACAUGAAACAGUGGCCCUCGCACGUGCCUUUCGAUAAUGGGUUUUGGGAAGAUGGGAGUCACGGCCACCGUUCGAGCCGUCCUUAGGGGAACGAGACGGUAGGCUUACCCGAUGUGACUAAAAGCUGAAGCCUGACUCCUUUUACAGGCGCAUCCACAUGGCAUCAAAAAUCGUGACGACUGCGAUCCUCCCAAUUUCCACCCUUCAGAUCUCCACCGUGUCCGGACAAGACUUCACGUGCACCGUCGCCAGGUACCCUGGAUCCUCUUCAAGUGAACCAGGUGAGGUGUCCGCGGCACCUGGCCGUAUUGGUGGAUAUUUGAGAUGUAAGAUGACUUGGAAGAUAUUGCUUACAAGGAUACCUGGAUAUGAUCCUUAUCAAGUCCAAGGCACCGCAGUGUCUCACGUCUCCCUCGCUGUGUUCGUCCUCUGCGCCCGCGCUUCAUGGUACCGAAAAACCCUAGAAGCCCUAGCAGCGGCGCCAUGAACGGGUCUUGCUGUAAGCUAGAGGACGGGUUCCCGGCGUUGCAGCUUUUCGGCCAGGGCGUCUCCUACACCUAUGACGACGUCAUCCUUCUUCCUGGCUACAUCGACUUCCCCGCCGACGCCGUCGACCUCUCUACCCGCCUCUCCCGCCGCCGCCCCCUUGCCAUCCCCUGCGUCGCCUCCCCCAUGGACACCGUCUCCGAAGCCGCCAUGUCCGUCGCAAUGGCCGCCCUCGGCGGCGCCGCCAUCGUCCACUGCAACAACGCCCCCGACAGCCAGGCCGCCAUUGUCCGCGCCGCCAAGGCCCGCCGUAUCCCCUUCGCCACCGACCCCGUCUUCCUCUCCCCCUCCGACUCCGUCUCCGACUUUGGCCCUGCUGCUUACGCAAUCGUCACCGAGUCCGGGACCUCCAAGUCGAGGGUCGUGGGCGUCGUCGCCAAGUCCGAUUGGGAGGGCCUAGCGAAUAGGAAUACUCUGGUUUCCGAGUACAUGCGGCAUGCGCCAGUGUCGGCUCCGGCGAGCUACGACUUCGAAAAGGUGGCGUCUUUCCUGGCAGGCGGGGGAUUGGAGUACGCGCCGUUGGUGGCGGAAGAUGGGGAGGUCGUUGAUCUGGUCACCAAGGAAGACGUGGAGAGGAUCAAGGGAUUCCCAAGGCUGGGAGUGCCAUCCCUGGGCGCCGAUGGGAGGUUCGUUGUGGGGGCGGCAAUAGGAACCCGGGAGACCGAUAAGGAGAGGCUGGAGCAUCUGGUGAAGGCCGGGACGAAUGUGGUAGUGGUGGAUAGCUCGCAGGGUAACUCCAUAUACCAAAUCGAGAUGAUCAAGUAUGCCAAGAGUAUGUACCCGGAGUUGGAUGUCAUCGGAGGAAAUGUUGUCACAGUUGCACAGGCGCAGAAUCUGAUCAAGGUCGGGGCUGAUGGGUUGAGGGUGGGCAUGGGAUCGGGGUCCAUAUGUACCACUCAGGAGGUUUGCGCUGUGGGCAGAGGACAGGCAACAGCAGUGUAUAAGGUUGCAUCUUUUGCAAAGGAACAUGAUGUGCCUGUUAUUGCUGAUGGUGGGAUCUCGAAUUCUGGACACAUUGUGAAAGCUUUGACUCUAGGGGCUUCGACUGUUAUGAUGGGCAGUUUUUUAGCUGGUAGCAGUGAGGCGCCUGGUGUUUAUGAGUAUCUG
Messenger RNA from Musa acuminata subsp. malaccensis (wild Malaysian banana), 2319 nucleotides. The record is from RefSeq and is a predicted model, not a curated record. Lineage: Eukaryota; Viridiplantae; Streptophyta; Magnoliopsida; Zingiberales; Musaceae.